This is a messenger RNA of Penicillium lagena, 669 nucleotides long. Its product is annotated as histone H1/H5 family protein. Gene Ontology annotation, molecular function: nucleosomal DNA binding; double-stranded DNA binding. Gene Ontology annotation, cellular component: nucleus; nucleosome. The transcript has 6 exons. Gene Ontology annotation, biological process: chromosome condensation; negative regulation of DNA recombination; nucleosome assembly. Bases 1 to 669 code for a protein of 222 amino acids. The record is from RefSeq and is a predicted model, not a curated record. Lineage: Eukaryota; Fungi; Ascomycota; Eurotiomycetes; Eurotiales; Aspergillaceae.
AUGCCUCCCAAGAAAGCAACCGGCGCGUCCAAGAAGGCCGCCCCAACGGCUCACUCUUCCUAUCGUGUAUCUCCUGAGUCGCGAACGUCUGCUGAUUCCAUCCAUAUAGAUAUGAUCAAGGACGCCAUCGUCAACCUCAAGGAGCGCAACGGUAGCAGCCGCCAGGCCAUCAAGAAGUAUGUGACCGCGAACAACAAGCUCAACGUCGCGUCGCAGGCCACUUUCGAUGCCCAGUUCAACAAGGCCAUCAAGGCCGGUGUUGAGAAGGGCGAAUUCACCCAGCCCAAGGGUCCCUCUGGUCCCGUGAAGCUGGCGAAGAAGGACACCGCCGCCAAGCCGGCCGCGAAGCCCGCUGCAAAGGCCACUGCCAAGUCGACCACCAAGACUACUGCCAAGAAGCCUGCUGCCAAGGCCACCGCCACCAAGAAGGCUGCUCCCAAGAAGACCGCGGCUAAGGCCGGCACCAAGAAGACGACCACCAAGAAGACCACCGCCAGCAAGGCCAAGGCCAACACUGGCAAGGCGCGCAAGACCUCGACUGCCGCUCCCGCCGUCGUCGAGCAGCCCAAGGUUCUCGGCAAGACCAAGUCCGGCCGCGUGACCAAGACCACGGCUCCGGCGCCCUCGCGCGCGCGGGCCGCGCCCAAGAAGCGGACCACCAAGAAAUAG